AUGGCACCGAGUGCGGAACCAAGGGCCGAACUGGCACCGCUCCCCAAGGCGGACGGCUCCGCCACAUACUCGUACGGCGGCUACACGGUGACCAGCGCGGUCAACGGACCGAUCGAGGCUGGUCGGCGCGAUGAGAAUCCGUUUGAGGCCAUCGUCGACGUCAACGUCCGUCCCGCGGCAGGCGUAGGAGGCACGGCGGAGAGACUGCUCGAGUCCAUCCUGCAGCGCGCGCUGCGGCAGCUCAUCCCCAUCAGGAGCUUCCCGCGGACCAUGAUCCAGAUCACGCUGCAAGUCACGGAGACGCCCGAAAACGCCUACGUCAACACCAAAGUGGUUCAAGCCCAGCUGGACCUCGCCAUCAUCCCGGCGCUGCUGCACGCCGCCAUCCUCGGCCUGCUCACGGCUUCCGUGCCUCUUAAGACGGUGGCCACGGCCGUGACGCUCGCCGUGCGCGCCGCCGACGGGCACGUCGUCGCGGACCCGGACGCGCGGACCGCCGAGACCGCGCGGUCGCUGCACGUCCUGGGCUACGCCGCCGCCGACGGCGGCGACGACGCCGACGACGGAGAGCUGCUGCUGGCGGAGAGCCAGGGCGCCUUCACGGUGGUCGAGUGGGAGGCGGUGCUCAAAAAGGGCGAGGAGGUGUGCUGCCGGGCGGUGCGGCGGGGGCUGGAGGAGGAGGACACGGCCAUGGCGGACGCUGGUGAGGCGCCGAGCAUACGCGCGUUUAUCCGGUCGGUGAUGGAGACCAAGAUUGCGCAGGAUCUGUCAUGGAAGUGA
This is a messenger RNA of Cordyceps fumosorosea ARSEF 2679, 780 nucleotides long. Its product is annotated as ribosomal protein S5 domain 2-type fold domain containing protein. Gene Ontology annotation, cellular component: nuclear exosome (RNase complex); nucleolus; cytoplasmic exosome (RNase complex). The transcript is spliced from 3 exons. The record is from RefSeq and is a predicted model, not a curated record. Gene Ontology annotation, biological process: poly(A)-dependent snoRNA 3'-end processing; nuclear mRNA surveillance; rRNA catabolic process. Bases 1 to 780 code for a protein of 259 amino acids. NCBI's taxonomy places the organism in Eukaryota, Fungi, Ascomycota, Sordariomycetes, Hypocreales, Cordycipitaceae.